GUAACUUACCCGCACCUGUGAAUCAAGCUUCUUGUAUAAUGAACGAUGCCAAAGUUUCGUUUCGCUAGCGCUUGCACGGCCCCAUGCAUGUUCCUGCAACGCGGCCGAACACGGCUGAAUGAUUAGCGCUCCCUCAAGGCUUAGUACUCGGGUUGAUCCCACUGUUCUUUGAUGUUAACAAUGACCGAAGACCAUAGGCCAAAACCUCCUCCAGAGCCUUCUGCAUCUAGAGAAGCAACUGCUGGCGAGAGCUUGAGCCAGCUCCGGAGUGGAUUCCGUCAGGCCGUGCGGAAAUUUAAGAAGAAUGCGACUAAAAAAAUUUCUAAACAUUUCGAGCGUUCCCAUCAGCAAACCCCUACUGGCCAGAAUGCCGAUCGUGAAGGUGCUUCAUCAAAUCAGAAUAUUGAGGAUGCGUCGCGUCUGCAUCCUUCCGAUAUCGAUGGUGACAAGCCCGCCACAUCUGAAAAUCUCAGUGACUCUGCGAACCAAGGAGCGCCUGGAGAACCUGCCUCGAAGGUUUUCGACGCCCCUUCUGGUGUGGAAGAAAUUCCUGAUACCCAAUCGGUUGAUGCUGAACUUCGGGGUGCCCGUGAACGCAUGAAAAAUAUGAGACUACUCGGGGGACAUGCCACUUCUGUGGCAUCCGCAGCCAAGGAUGGCCCAAAAGAUCUCGAUGCCGCAGACAAUUUCCAGACCACAUAUCUUCAACCACUCAGAAUUUUUGACACUGUCAUUAGGGAUCUUGCGAAUGUACAUCCUUACGCAAAGGUGGUGCUUGGUAUGCUGUCUGCUGCAUCCAAA
Molecule: messenger RNA, 801 nt
Organism: Suillus subalutaceus
Lineage: Eukaryota; Fungi; Basidiomycota; Agaricomycetes; Boletales; Suillaceae
Exons: 7
Source: RefSeq, a predicted model, not a curated record